Messenger RNA from Chlamydomonas reinhardtii, 1953 nucleotides. RefSeq lists its product as uncharacterized. The coding region runs from base 218 to 580 and encodes 120 amino acids. Gene Ontology annotation, molecular function: dynein light intermediate chain binding; dynein intermediate chain binding. Gene Ontology annotation, biological process: microtubule-based process. Lineage: Eukaryota; Viridiplantae; Chlorophyta; Chlorophyceae; Chlamydomonadales; Chlamydomonadaceae. The transcript has 3 exons. The record is from RefSeq and is a predicted model, not a curated record. Gene Ontology annotation, cellular component: dynein complex.
GAGGCUUUGAGCAUGUCAUACCUAAUCUGCACUGCUUGAGUACAUUCUACACAUCUGCAAUCUCGAUUUACUAGGGGCGCCCUGCGAGUCCUCGAAGGGGAUGUUGACCUUGUAGAUAACGCCGACCUUAAAUUAGGUGCUGCAUUCCUCCUCGCCUUUACUGCCCGAAGACACGUAAUUAACGACUUUGGAUACUUGAGCACCAGCUGGGGCCACCAUGGCCGACGAGAAGGAGCAGCAGGGAGAGCAGGGCUACCAGCUGCAGAGCCAGCACUUUUACAAAAUUAUUACUAGCUACAUGCCAGAGAGCUUCGAGCAGGAUGCUGUCCAAAUAGCGCUCAUCGCUGUGGACAAGUAUCGGCAACUCAAAGACAUAGCCUUCUAUAUCAAGCACGAGUAUGACAAGAAGUACCCGGGGAGUGGCAAGGCCACGGAGGGCGUGUACCACUGUAUCGUGGGCAAAAGCUUCGCAAGUGCUGUGAGCCACGAAACGCGGCAAUUCAUCCACAUGAAGGUUGACACGUACCACGUCAUCCUAUGGAAAUCAAAGGACACUCCGUUCACUCCCGGCGGCGAGUAAGCCACGCGGUGUGGCACCGGCACGUGCGAGGUUGCGGAGCAGCGUUGGGGGCGCGUGAGCGUAUCACGAAGAAGGCAUGGAGAUGCAGGUUUCUAUGGAGACAUGUGCAGUGGAAGACGGUGCGGAGAUGGUUGCGUUGUGAGUGCGCACGGACCACGGAUGGAUGGAGAUUGAGUGAUACCGGCAUCCCGCAGUGCCAGGGCACAGUGCCAGCGUACACCGAGAGCAACGGACUGGGGGUGACCAUCACGCGGAGGGUCUAAUUGGGGUCUGGCACUGGAAGCCCAGGCGCACCAGAGCAUGGAUGUAGGUAGGAGCAUGUGGCACCAUGCCCAUGUGGAGCUGAGCUGUCAGGUGUGCAGUCUGUCAGCAAGCAGUGGGGCUGCGUACGGUAAUAUCGGGAUGCGGGGGCGGGAUCAUGCGGUGGUGCAAGAUUAAGACAUCACAAUCCUUUACAGUUAGUCAGGAGAUACUUGGCUCCAGCACAAUAGAUGUAACUUGGUCUUGCACAUCUCCAUGCGGAUCUUACGGUACCAACGCUCCAUGCGGAAUGGCGCUCAUCCAAACGUCAAGUCAUGUUGUCGUUCUAUAAUGGGGCUGGGAGACACAGCUCCUCGGUCUGCUCGCUACGACGUGUGCCCAGUCUGGACAGUCUUGCUGGUACAAACCGUCAAUCCAGUGAACCCAUACGCUCGUGUGACGCCGCCACCGAAGCCGCACAACCAACAAAGGGAAGGGCAAGCAACGCAAUGCACGCACUGAUCUUUGACGCAAACAACGCCCACGGGGUGCACCCCUUGCAAACACUCUCGCACACAGCAAACACUCAAACAAUAUGGGUAUAAUCAUACAAGGGUUAUGGUAAUAGCGAACUCCAGCUGAGCGAAACCGCUCCACACUCUCCCACGUCAACACGCUCGCAAGAACACACUUUGCGGCAGUGCCUGCCUCAUAUUAACGCACGCUGCACCAGUCCGCUGGCUGCCCCGCUGGACCCCGCCUUCGACACAACAGCCACUGCACGCACUGCCGCGCUGCUGACGCGCCGCGCCGCCAGCGGCCGUAAGCAAAUUGCAGCCAUGAGCCCUUGCCGGGCGCCGCUGCCGCAGCCAUGGAGGGCGCUGUGCCCGCAUGGAGCCGGCCCGCUGGACGCCGCACCGCUGCUGGCGUGCGGCCGCGCCGUUGCCGCGCGCGCCACCAGGCUGGGCGCCGAGGGGGCGCCGUUGCCAUUGGAUGAGGAGCUGUCGGUGAUGCGCUGGCCGGCCUGCAGCAGCUUGAUCUUGUUGGGCAGCUCGUUGAUCUUGAAGUUGUAGGGCACUGAGAUGAAGCCCGAGUCCCACAGCUGCGGGAAGCGAGCAGCCAAGCGGGGUUGC